AAUGUAAUGUGAAAGCUAGAUUAGUGUUCACGUUUCUCUUUUAUUUGAAUUCUCAAUAUGUCGAACAUUAAGAGAAAGAAGACCAGAAAGCUCCGUGGCCACGUCAGUCAUGGACACGGUCGUAUCGGCAAGCACCGAAAGCAUCCUGGAGGUCGUGGUAAUGCUGGUGGUAUGCAUCAUCACCGUAUCAACUUCGACAAAUACCAUCCUGGAUACUUCGGUAAAUUGGGUAUGAGAAAUUUCCAUUUGCGAAAAAGUGCAAAAUUCUGCCCAACAAUUGGAUUGGAUAAAUUGUGGUCGUUGGUUGGAGACCAAGCCCGCGAAAAAUGCCGCAAAGACAAAGAAGGCAAAGUUCCAGUUGUCGACUUAGUCCAAUUCGUAAGUUUUUUCUUUGCAUCUGUAAAUCAUUUUAUUUUGACUAUUUUUGUGAUGAGAUUAAACAGUUUAGCGACUGAAUGA
Molecule: messenger RNA, 459 nt
Organism: Contarinia nasturtii (swede midge)
Lineage: Eukaryota; Metazoa; Arthropoda; Insecta; Diptera; Cecidomyiidae
Product: 60S ribosomal protein L27a-like
Exons: 4
Coding region: 58-459 (133 amino acids)
Cellular component (GO): cytosolic large ribosomal subunit
Molecular function (GO): structural constituent of ribosome
Source: RefSeq, a predicted model, not a curated record